Molecule: messenger RNA, 1086 nt
Organism: Adineta steineri
Lineage: Eukaryota; Metazoa; Rotifera; Eurotatoria; Adinetida; Adinetidae
Source: the annotation of a GenBank genome assembly
AUGUUGAAAAAAAUAACUUUUCUUUUUUAUAUUCAAGUUUUGGUUUUAUAUUCAUUUCUAUCAGUCGAAGCAAUCAAUCUAAGUCCCUGCGCUAAAUGGAAUACCACGGGAAUUACGAUAUUCGGAAGUAAUUCAAAAGGCAAUGGUUCUAAUGAACUUAGCCUACCACAAGGAAUGUUUCUUCAUGAGAAAACGAAUAUGUUAUAUGUUGUUGAUACUGAUAAUAGACGUAUUCAAAUGUUUUCACUCAAUCAAACAUCAACAACAGGUAUUACGGUAGCAUCGAAUAUAAAUUCAAUGUAUGCUGUCUAUGUCGAUGAUGAUGAAAUGACUAUGUAUAUAGCACUUCGAUUUGAAAAUCGUGUAGAAAAAUGGAUAAAAGGUGCAUUAGAAGGUGAACAAAUAGGUAAUCAAUGUAAACAAUGUCGCAAUGUAUGGCUUGAUAAAGACAAAAAUGUUUAUAUGACUGAAUCAGGAACACAUUCAAUAUUAAAAUGGUCACCAAAGACAAAUACUAGUAUAACGAUUUCUGGUCGAAUAGAUGAACAAGGACAUACAACUGAUCGUCUUUAUUUUCCUACUCAUGUCUAUUUUAAUCAAGCAAAUGAUGUAUGGUAUAUUGCUGAUACAUUAAACCAUCGCAUUCAAAAAUGGAAUAAUAACUCAAAAGAAGGAAUCACUGUAGCUGGUUCAAAAGACGGUGUUGGCGGUGAUAAUGCUGCAUCAUUAGCAAAUCCAUUAUAUGUAUGGGUUGAUGAACAAUCCAGUGUUAUCUAUAUUGUUGAUAGCGAUAACGAUCGGGUUCAACGAUGGUUACCAAAUGAACUCUUUGGUAGUACGAUUGUUGGUGGAACAGGAGCAGGUAGUAAAAGUAACCAAUUAAAACAACCCACUUCUUUAGUAUUCGAUAAACUUGGAAAUCUUUAUGUUUGUGACAGUAAAAAUCAUCGUAUACAAAUGUAUGCCUUAAUUGAUAAUCAACCAUGUUCAAAAAAUCAUUCUUAUUCUCUCUUUACAAAAACAAAUAAUAUAAACAUCGUCAUACUCUUAUCAUGGAUUAUUUCAAUCGGUUCAAGAUUGAUCUAA